AUGGAAGCGUUGGACGAGGAACAGGUACUAGCCCUGAUCGCGCAGAUCAAGGACUGGCAGGUCAACCACGGGUCGCUGCUCAAGCUGAUCCGCCGAGAAUCGGUACACAGCUCUGUCGCGCAUCCAGUCGGCGUCGCCAUAAUUCCCUCGGCCUUCCCCCGGUCACACUUCCAGCACGCCAUAGACCUGCAACAGACUUACAACGAACUGUACUGCGCAGUCGCAGAGGAUGCGCAGUGGAUCGGAGACACCAUCAGGGACCUUAUUCCCGUUGAGCCCCUGGCCGCCGCACUUUGGGGCAUUUAUGAGGCAGCCGCAGCCGCUGGCCCAGUCCAACAUAUCUCGGCGGGCAUCUUUCGCUCAGACUAUAUGCUGCAUCGAGGCCAGGGGUCGGCCUCAAUCCUGAAACAGGUCGAAUUCAAUGCAUUCUCGUGUUCUGGGGGUGCUCAUGCAAACAAAGUCGCGGACAUGCAUCGCUACUUGACGCGGACUGGAGCGUAUCACGCAAGAGAGGACGACACGGAUUCCAUCGACCUGGCCUCCCUGCCCCAGAACAAGAACAUUCAAUCGCUCGCUGCUUGUUUGGCCACGGCUCAUGCCGCCUACGGAUCGCGCAAAUGUCCGCAAGCGACGCAUACCGCAGUUCUGUUCGUGGUGCAGCCUUACAACUUCAACAUCGCGGAUGAACGGCCGAUCGAGUACGCGCUGUGGGAGCAAGAGACGCCAGUCCCGGCUUACCGUCUGGAGUUCGGCCCAGAGGUCCUGGAACACACGUGGCUGACCGCGUCGCGUGAAUUGCUCUUUCAUCCACCGUGGUUGGGGUUGAAGGCGCCAGUGGAGAUAUCCGUGGUAUACAUGCGCGCGGGCUAUGAAGCCCGCGAAUACAAUGCGAUCGGGUGGGAAGCCCGUCUGCAGCUGGAGAAAUCAGCCGCCAUCAAGUGCCCUUCCCUUCUCUCCCAUCUGUCCACCUUCAAAAAAGUCCAGCAAGCGUUGACCAUACCCGGUACGCUGGAGCAUUUUUUGCCGGACGACAAGGCCGCAGCGAUCCGGGAAACAUUUGUAUCCAUAUUCCCGCUCGAUGAUUCUGAAGCAGGCACUCAUGCUCAACAACUGGCAACGGAUCCGGAACGGUCAGAAGGCUAUAUUCUGAAGCCGUCCUUGGAAGGUGGUGGGCAUAACGUUUUUGGCCGCGCAAUACCUGGGUUUUUAGCCUCCAUCCCUCGGUCGACGUGGUCCUCAUAUGUGUUGAUGGAGCGCAUCGACUCACCACAUGGGAUGAAUAUUCUGAUGGGUCCGGCGGGGGUUGAAGGCGGAGAAGUGAUCUCUGAACUUGGUGUGCUAGGAUCAUGUUUGUGGCAGGCACCGGACGCGCUCGGUAACCAGUAUAAGCUCCUUAGAAAUUCUGUUGCAGGCUGGACAUUCAAAACCAAGCACGCGGAUAUCGACGAGAUGAGUGUUGUGAAAGGGUUUGGAUGCUUUGAUACACCACAUUUGGUUGGCGAUACUAACGUUCAAUAA
Penicillium lagena is the source of this 1518-nucleotide messenger RNA. RefSeq names its product glutathione synthetase. NCBI's taxonomy places the organism in Eukaryota, Fungi, Ascomycota, Eurotiomycetes, Eurotiales, Aspergillaceae. Gene Ontology annotation, molecular function: glutathione binding; glutathione synthase activity; ATP binding. Bases 1 to 1518 code for a protein of 505 amino acids. The transcript has a single exon. The record is from RefSeq and is a predicted model, not a curated record. Gene Ontology annotation, biological process: glutathione biosynthetic process. Gene Ontology annotation, cellular component: cytosol.